CUCUAUUUUCUUCCCACUUUCCGUUCCUUUCCUUUCCUCAAAUUUCACUCCCCGCGAAACACGUCGUCACCGCCACCUCCCUCCGUCUCCCGGUGUCGUUUCGUUCAAACCUCUCCGAUCCUCCCAAUUUUCUCUCUCAUCCCGAUCUCCCCCGUCUCUCUCUCUCUCCGACAAUUCUCUUCCCAAGAAUCUAGCCCCGAAAAAAUCCAACCACAUAGUCACACAUAAACUCAACUACUAUAUAUACAAAUGGAUCGGCGGAGGACGGGGAGCCCGGUGUACACGCGCCAGUGGAGCGGCAGCAGCACCGGAUCAUCCUCGCCGGCCAUGUCGCCGGCGCACCCCGGAGCGCGGCUGCCGCCGUCGAGCGGAUUCUCCACCAUCAAGCGGACUCAGAACGUCGCAGCCAAGGCCGCCGCGCAGCGCCUGGCGCAAGUCAUGGCCUCGCAGGCGGCCGACGAGGACGACGACGACGACGAUCUGGGGUUCCGGAGGCCGGCCCCGGCUUCUGGAAGCAGUUUUAAUCGGAGUAGCAACGGCGGACCCGCUGUCUCGAUUGCUAGGCCUACUAGAUCUCCGUCACCCGCGUUAGGUCGGAACUUUAUGGAGCAUACCCCGGCAGUUCGUUCUACUUCAGCUGGAAGACCGUCAAUGUCAGUUCGUUCAACAACAACAUUAGUGCCACGUAGUCAAGUGCCGCUGAGAACGCCGGUCUCCAUUCCACCAAUAGAACCUCCUAGUGCCAGACUAAGGGAAACGAGGUUUACGUCUGAUGCUGGACCUAUUGACAUGAAAGAUACAGGAAAUCUGCGGGAGGCUUCUGCGCUUAGAGAUGAACUUGAAAUGCUACAGGAGGAAAAUGAAGUUGUCCUUGAUAAGCUUCGGCAUGCAGAAGAAAAGCGUGAAGAAGCUGAGGCCAGAGCCAAGGAGCUUGAGAAACAGGUUGCUUCUCUUGGGGAAGGUGUAUCGCUGGAAGCUAAAUUGUUGAGCAGGAAGGAAGCGGCAUUGCGUCAAAGAGAGGCUGCCCUUAAAGCUGCAAAACAAACGAAGGAUGGCCGAGAGGAGGAAAUUGCUUCCCUUCGUGUGGAAAUUGAGAACUUAAAGGAUGAUACUGCAAGUGCUGUAGAACAGCUCCAAGAGGCAGAAUCUGAAGCAAAAGCUCUUCGUACGAUGACGCAGAGAAUGAUUUUGACUCAUGAGGAGAUGGAGGAGGUUGUUUUGAAGAGGUGUUGGCUUGCCCGCUACUGGGGCUUGGCUGUACAACAUGGCAUAUGUGCAGAUAUAGCAGUCUCAAAGCAUGAGCACUGGUCAUCUUUAGCACCUCUUCCCUUUGAACUUGUUGUUUCUGCUGGACAAAAAGCCAAGGAGUCUUGGAAGAAUGGAAAUGAUGAUUCGGAUAGGAGGAGCAAAGUUGUUCGAGAUCUGAAUGACCUAACCGGUGAAGGAAAUAUCGAAAGUAUGCUUUCAGUUGAAAUGGGCUUAAGGGAACUAGCUUCCUUGAAGGUUGAAGAUUCUGUAGUGCUUGCAUUUGCCCAAUCUCGACGUCCAAACUUCGUUCAGCAAUUCUCCUCAGAUCCCAAAGCAUCGGCCGAUCCUAAAUUUAUGGAGGCGUUUGAACUAAGUUCGGACGAGUUGGAAGAUGUUCUUUUCAAGCAGGCUUGGCUUACAUACUUUUGGCGAAGAGCCAAAGCUCAUGGUGUAGAAGAGGAUAUUGCAGAAGAGCAACUUCAGUUCUGGAUGAGCCGUGUUGGGCAGUCUCCGACAUCACAUGAUGCUGUUGAUGUUGAUCGAGGAUUGACAGAGCUGAGGAAACUGGGAAUAGAACAGCAACUGUGGGAAGCAUCCCGCAAGGAAAUUGAUCAGACGUCUUCAGCCUCAGUUGCUAAUACUAAAGUUGCUGCUGAAUUAGAGACGUCUCCAUGAUUGAUGCGGGCGUUGUUUGUUGUAUCUUUUCGUCUCUCUCUCUCUCUCUCAAUUUUUUCCUAUACAAUUUUCGUCCUCAUUAGGAUAGCAUUUUCAUUCGAAGCCGUGUGGCCACAUUGUUUCUGUUCUUUUUGCCUUUGCAUACAAGAGAAUUGGAGUCGAUUUGGAUUGUGCAGGAAGUUUGAGGGAAGGUGUAGUUAAGGCUGUUGAUAGAUUGGAUUUUGUAAAACCAAAUAAAACGUCAUAUAUGCAAUGUUGAAUGAAAUUUUGUGUUAAA
Molecule: messenger RNA, 2200 nt
Organism: Rhododendron vialii
Lineage: Eukaryota; Viridiplantae; Streptophyta; Magnoliopsida; Ericales; Ericaceae
Product: coiled-coil domain-containing protein SCD2-like
Exons: 17
Coding region: 250-1923 (557 amino acids)
Biological process (GO): cytokinesis by cell plate formation
Source: RefSeq, a predicted model, not a curated record